AUGAAAUGUUUUGUCAUUUAUUAUGAAUUGAAUCCCAAAACAAAUGCAAUGUUUUUGACGUCCUUUAUGUUUGAAUUGUUUGAAUCAAUCAAAACGUGUUUCAAAUGUUAUGUCAUUUGUUUGUCUUUUUUGUGGUCAACUCUUGCGGUAAAAACUCAUUGUCGGACACUAUUAAAGAUGUCAUUCAUAGACUUGGGAUUCAUUCAACCGAUUGGCCGAAGAUAUAAAUUGAAGAAUAAGUACUUCCCGUCAAAAGUCGGUGGAAAACCAGUCUUUUUAGAGCUCAAGUCAAUACCGACUUCAGUAGACAUGAAGUGUCCUAAUUGUCAGCAGAUGUUGCGGUUUUUGCUGCAAAUCUAUGCUCCGAUUGAGUCUAAAGACAGCGCUUUUCACAGAACUUUGUUUGUCUUUUGCUGUUUUAACAACAAUUGCAAUCACUUUAAAGUUUUGAGAUCACAAUUGCCACGAAUUAAUACAUAUUAUUCAUUUGAUCCGCCAAACUAUGACUCGGAUGAUACCAAUUAUGAUCCAAAUCCACAACAGUUUGGACACGAAUUAUGUGUUGUCUGUGGUUUUGAGGCCAAAAGCAAGUGCGCGAAGUGUCGUAAAGUGAACUACUGUUCAAAAGAUCACCAAAUAAUUGAUUGGAAAGAAGGCAAACAUAAAGAGUUGUGUGGAAUCACUGACACAACAUCUUUGCCAUUAAAUCAUAAAUCAAUACUUUUUCAAGAAUUUGAACUCAUUAUUGGAGAUAAUGAAGAUUCUGAUGACAGUGAAGACAAUAAAGACAAUGACAACGAAUCGGAUUCUGAAGAGAGAGAAAUGCAAAAAUACAAAGAGUUUAUGGAUAAGAAUGAGUGUAAAUAUCAGACACAAAACUUAGACAAAUAUGAAGAAGUGGAGAAUGAAGAGCAAAGUGUGUUCAAUAAAUUUAAAAAAUUAUCAAAUGAUGAAGUGAUCCGGUAUUGCAGUUAUGAUAGUGAUAGCAAUGAACUGAUGGAACCGCUAUGGAUAUCAACAAAAAACAAACCAACACUUCCGAUACCGAAGUGUCAGUACUGUAAUAGUGAGCGAAGAUUUGAGUUUCAAGUUAUGCCUUAUUUGCUGAACAAAAUUAUCACAACAACUGAUGAUUCACUCGAUUGGGGAACACUUGUGGUCUAUACCUGUUCACAGAGCUGUUCAUCAUAUGAUAGUAUCGAUGGUAAUACUUAUAGAGAUGAAUAUAUUUGGAAACAAGAUAUCUGUUGACAUUAAAUAUUUGUUUUGUUUAAUAUUAUAUAUACUAUAUU
Molecule: messenger RNA, 1292 nt
Organism: Oppia nitens
Lineage: Eukaryota; Metazoa; Arthropoda; Arachnida; Sarcoptiformes; Oppiidae
Product: programmed cell death protein 2-like
Exons: 1
Coding region: 1-1251 (416 amino acids)
Cellular component (GO): cytoplasm; nucleus
Source: RefSeq, a predicted model, not a curated record